Messenger RNA from Gambusia affinis (western mosquitofish), 1625 nucleotides. It is a transcript of the gene and2, whose product is annotated as actinodin2. Lineage: Eukaryota; Metazoa; Chordata; Actinopteri; Cyprinodontiformes; Poeciliidae. The record is from RefSeq and is a predicted model, not a curated record. The transcript is spliced from 5 exons. Bases 1 to 1599 code for a protein of 532 amino acids.
AUGUUUCCCUGCUUGUCCGGCUCAUACAGGGGAGCAGAGAGCUUUAGGGUUCAGACAGCUUGGAGAAGCAACCCCUCCCUCCAGAGAGACGUGCUGGAUCUCGAGGCGAUCCUAGGAGGCCAAAUCCACUGCACCUUUGCAGAGUUUCUGGGGGCCGUUCCAGUGGGGCAGGACAAGCAAGAGGAAGCAGCUGCAGUAUCUGAUAAUGUGAAAGCAGAGGCCAUGACCAACUUGAAAAAGCUGGUUCGCAACAGAAGGAAUGUCCCCGUCGUGGCUGUGCCACAGUUCAAACGUCUGCCUGACUUCUGGGGAUGGUACAAAUACUUUAUGGACACCCACAACCAGGAGGGGGUGGAGGACCUGGAUCGUUUGUAUCUGGCUUAUUUGCAAAACAAACACAGGUCUGAGGAGGGGCCCACCUUCAACCACUACCUCAAACACCUCAGUGAAAUAUACAGAACCUGUGCUGAUUCCGAUGACCCAGAAUGCAUUGCUGAGUUUACCAGCAAGCCCAAAGCUGCAGUGGUCAUGCCUGCCCCUUUCAAGGCUGCUUCCACCAGGACGUGCGACCCCUACCUUGACCCCUACUGCCUUUCCUCCAAGGGUCCCGCACUAGCUCCAGCUAAGGUACCAGCUCCCAUCCUCGCCCCUGUGCUGCCCAUGAAGGGCCCCACUGGUUACUAUCAUUAUGGUCCAGUCUUGGAGCCUUUCCUGAGCCAUGAACAGCAGUCUGAGCUGCUCAGGAUCUGCCAACCUGAGGAUGUAGAAUGCCUGCAGUACCACCUGAGAGCAGCGUUUGGGUACCGCCCUGUGCUGGGUCCGGCUCCAUCCUAUUCUGCCCUCAAUUGUGACCCCAAGGAUCCUUACUGCAAGCCCCACUUGGUGCAAAAGGCCCCCAGUGGCUUCUACCACCUGAUGUACUCUAGCUGUGACCCAUCAGUGGAUCCUCUUUGUGUCAGUAAAGCUGCUCCUGCUCCCCUUGCAGCUGGGGAGGCACCCACAGAGCAGCACUGCAACCCUCUCUUUGAUGUGGGCUGCAACCCCCUAAGCGCCACAAGGCUUGCUAGCCUCACCAAGCCCGUCCUGGAGUACACCCCCAAACAUGCACUUCCUGCGGCUCCUCUGACUUGUGACCCACGGACCAACCCGUACUGCAUACUGGCAGCUGCUGCUGCCCUGCGCAGGCCCCCUGCACAGCUCCCCGAGCACCAGGUCCGCUACCAGCUUGGCAUCCGCGGCAAGACCAAGGAAGGCUACGACUGCUAUGUGCACUAUGACAAGGACUGCAGCCCAGUCAAGUCUGGCUCUGAGGCUCCUGAUGAACCCUUCUGCCACCCGUACGAUCCAAAUUGUGCAAAGUUUGCUCCACCUGGCGGCAUCGAGGCCCCAAAGCCCGGAAAGGACGGCAUUAUUCUUCCGGAUCCUGACUGCGACCCAGAGUAUGACUACAACUGCAGAUUGCGCCACGCCGAACCUGCCGCCUCUGCCGAUGAGCCAAUAGCUGAUGAAGAAAAUGGUGCAAAGGAAGCCAUUGUCCACCAAUAUGCUAUCCCACGCUUUGAGGACUUCUUCCGGGGUGUCCUGAGCAAGCACAAGUAAAUCUUACCACCAGCUAGGCAGUCUUA